Gongylonema pulchrum is the source of this 906-nucleotide messenger RNA. The record is from the annotation of a GenBank genome assembly. NCBI's taxonomy places the organism in Eukaryota, Metazoa, Nematoda, Chromadorea, Rhabditida, Gongylonematidae.
UUCGAUCCAAUCUCGGAGUCUGCGAAAGGCUUGGCAAAUUUGCUAGAGGAAGAAAAGAUGGGGAUGAUGCACUAUGCAUCAGAUAACAAAAGCGAGACUGCAUCCUCAGUAACAUUGUCACUGAUGUCACUGGGUCUACAGUGUGGUUGGCCGCCAUCGGAUAUUCCAAAUGGCGCAGCUUCUCCGUCGACGAAAAAUUCAGCUGAAACGGACAUUACUGUGGCUGCUGCCGCUGACUUUUCGGCACCGGAUACGAACAAUUAUCCGUACACGAAUGCGGACUAUUUCCCCCAACCGAUUGUCCAUCCUUCAUCUCCACCGGCACCAGCCCAAGUGUACACUCAGCAGCCCUCUUCAGCAUUCCGUACUAACCAGUAUUCACCACAGCAGUAUUUUGUCCCAUCCGCUGUCCCUCCUCCUCCUCCGCCGCCACUUUCUAAACCACAAAUGGCUCGCGUUAACAGCUUCCCAAGUCCUCGCAUCACUAUGUGCUAUAAUUCAGGACAGCAGCGAGCACCAUAUGUUAAUACACAGUUUGUGCCAAACCUUCCUCCAGCAGCCGCGGCACCGACGCAGGUUGACAGUUCGCGGUUACGUGAAUGGCAAGAAGGCUUUAGAGCGCUGCUUCCAAACGUCAAUGUUCGUUUCGCCCCCAACCUAACACUUCCAGGCUACGCAUCGUCAAAUCUGACACCCUCAAUGGAGUUGUCGCAUCCAAACCAGUUCCCGUCAGCUUUAACUUAUGAUCAGGCAGUACCCAUACCAGCUCAACACGCAAGUCCCAUGAACAUAUCGGCACCAAUGGCAAUUCCACCACCGCUACCAUCUGCAAAUUCAUUUUCGCAUCCAGCGCCACCACCGUGGAUGAUGCCGCCGCCUGGUUUCUCUUAUGUCUCUAAGAGAUGA